Microdochium trichocladiopsis is the source of this 1123-nucleotide messenger RNA. RefSeq lists its product as uncharacterized. The transcript is spliced from 2 exons. Gene Ontology annotation, biological process: positive regulation of transcription by RNA polymerase II. Bases 17 to 1018 code for a protein of 333 amino acids. The record is from RefSeq and is a predicted model, not a curated record. NCBI's taxonomy places the organism in Eukaryota, Fungi, Ascomycota, Sordariomycetes, Xylariales, Microdochiaceae. Gene Ontology annotation, molecular function: DNA-binding transcription factor activity, RNA polymerase II-specific; sequence-specific DNA binding.
AAAUCUUUCUACUACCAUGUCUACCCCGACAGGCUUGUCGGACGGUGCUAUUUCGGUAGAGUUUCCUGCUGAGGCUGCCGACGAGUGCAUAACCCAUGACGGAAUUCUACCAGGUGAAGCACCCUGGGACAAGCGCUUUGCCCUCCACAUGUUCCGCUACCGCCAGAUCCAGUCAGAACUGCGCACAAUGCUCUGGGAGCGCUUCCCGUCUUGCGUCCAAGUGGACCUACGAGCCUGGCAGGAGCAGAUGCGCGACCGCAUUGAUACCUGGUACCAGAGCACCCCGCUCGGCAACGAUCUCGACGCAGCAGAGCAGAAGAUCCUCGAGACCCUCGAGGUCACACACCGCACAGCCAUAUUUCACCUGUACCGCCCGUCUCCAAACAUCCCGUCCCCUGACGGGCAGCAGGGCGUCGCCAUGGCGCAGGCGGCGAUCAAGGUGGUUGAGCUGUACGAGCGGUACUUCCGGCGGCAUAUGCUUUCGAUAUACUGGCGGUCGAUAGAGAACAUCUUCUUGGCAGGCACCGGAUUGUUGCUGGCGUAUGCGCAGUUUCCGGCGGUCCGGGAGGUCAUAGACUUUGCCUCCCUGGAAGCUCACGUGCAUACCUGCGCAUCGCUUCUGUGGGGAAUGGUUGAGAGAUUCCCCUCGUUCCAGGGAAAACGCGAUGCCUUUGACGAGACGGCCAAGAAGGUGUUAGAAGAACUUAGGAAGGCACGGACUGAAGUCGAGACUGGUGAUUUUGGUGCUGGAAGGAGCACCGACUUAGACAUUGGGCCAUCGACAUUCCAGGCUGGUCUCGAUGACCACGGGGGCAUCAACCAUGGCCACAUGGAUCAGAGUGAUCACCACCAUCUGACAGCGCCGUGGCUUCAAGGCGUCGGGCUUGAUGACCACCUGACGCCUUUCUACCCAAGUCAAGGAGAUCUCUUCUCGUUCCAAGAUUUCGAUAUUAUGGACUUCAUGGACAACUCUUUCGUCACGGACUCAAACCCAGAUGCACACUUCUCGACUCGUUGAGAACGAUGGGAAGCGGUGCUAGCUCAAUCUACUACUAUCGGGGAUUUGAUCAUGAUCUGGGGUUGUAUACUCGAAGGGGAUGGACAACAUGCCGUAUUGAACCGC